AUGAAAAUAUGUACUUUUGAUAUAUUCUUAUAUUGGAUAUUUGUACAAUUAGUUUGCGUUAAAAGCUAAUGUGAAGAAAUUCUUGAUUAAUCAGUUUGUAAUUCAAAUGAUUUAUGUGAAUGGAAUUAUUGGAAACCAUCAUUAUGUCAAAAUAUUUGUAGUUCAUUAAUAAAUGAAAGUACUUGUAAUUUAGCAGUGAAUUGUUAGUGGUCAGAAAACUCAUCAUCUUGUUUCAUAAAAAAGUGUACAGAUGAAAAGAAUAAGGAUAAAUGUGCUUAGAUUGUAAUAAUUGUAAUUUAUUUAGGUUGCUUGUUUUUGGUCAAAAGAUGUAUGUUGGGAUUCUUCUUGUGUUUAACUAUAAGCAGAAUAAGCUGGUAAGUGUCCGAUUGCAUAUUGUAUUUGGAAUGAGAAAAGGAAGCUCUGUUAUGAUAAGAAAUGUUCAGACUAUUAUAAUUAAUAUGAUUGCUCUCAAAUGUCAUUUUGCUCUUGGUAUAAAUACAAGUGUUUAGAUAAUGGCAAUAAGAAGCUUGAUUUUUGA
Paramecium sonneborni is the source of this 538-nucleotide messenger RNA. The record is from the annotation of a GenBank genome assembly. NCBI's taxonomy places the organism in Eukaryota, Ciliophora, Oligohymenophorea, Peniculida, Parameciidae.